Molecule: messenger RNA, 1734 nt
Organism: Penicillium chermesinum
Lineage: Eukaryota; Fungi; Ascomycota; Eurotiomycetes; Eurotiales; Aspergillaceae
Exons: 2
Coding region: 1-1734 (577 amino acids)
Source: RefSeq, a predicted model, not a curated record
AUGACCUCCGAUAAACAAAACAAUGGCCAUCUUGCCAAACCGUUCACGCCCACGCUCAGUGCGGCCUUCCACCGCUCGAAUAAGACGCCUUUAACACCGAAGCUCGCCAGCCCCAGUCCGCAUCUUUCAUCCGCACGCCGCGCUCCCCAGAAUGACCCGCCAACCCUCUAUUCCACCCCCUGUAAAGAUGAGCCCCUCGCCGCCACACCCACCUUCCUCAGUGCCAACGUCACCCCUCGGUCUGGUCCUCGUAACACCAGACGGGACCUUGCGUCCUCGUCGCCGACGAAUACGCCUCCUGCAGCGCCCUCCCAGGCCGCCUAUCCCCAGCCUACCAUCGGGCUUGGCCUCAGUGCCCCUCGUCGAACCGAACGCAGUCCCGCUCGCUCAGUGAAAGCAGACCGACCAAGGAGUUUACGAGCAAAGACAUUGACGGUGGAUGCAGCGCGACCAAACUCGUUCAAUGAUCUGGCGGCAAACUCUCCGAGAUUCUUUCAUGCCUCUGAUACUCGUUUCGUCUAUGCGAACGGCGAUGAAGAACAGCAAUCCUCUGCCAAUGAAUCCAGCGUCCUCGGAACUUCAAAGCGUCGUUCAGGCGGCCUUUCUCGUCCGUCACCCGCACCGCGACCCAGCCCUUCCCCCUCGCCUCGCUUGAAAUCGCCCAGGGUUUCCGACGCCGCGACUUCUUCCAUCGACGAUGCCCAAUUUCAAUUCAGCCCGAAUCCAGAACAGUACCUCGACAAUGCUUUACAACGCUUGGGGGCGCCUCCGAAUGUCAUUUCCGAACGGCCGCAGGCCCCUUAUCUCGCAAAACAUCGAAAAUCAUCCAGCGUCGACUCAAACAACCAGAACAAUAAUUCAAACGAGGGCCUGCGAGCCAGCCCAGUAAUUAUUCCCCCUAGCACCUUCCCCGAGACAUCAGCGCCUGUCAUGGGUGACCAGAUCCCCAACCUUCGCCCGCGGGUAUUCAGCAAUGGUUCUUCGGUCUCCGCAGAUCCGUAUAACGGCAUGCCCCUUAGCCCAGGAAAGUCAGAAGGCGGGGAUGUCGCAUUGAAUAAUGCGCGCACGGAGCGCAAAAUCUUAGAUCUUGAGAUCAGUAACUCCUCGUUGCUGGCCAUCAAUCGGACGUUGGAACGAGAAAUGCGCAAGCAAACUGCGGAGCUGCGCCGAUUCAAGCGUCUGAGUCGCUCAGGUCGUCUGUCGAUGGCGCCUUCGGCUCGAUCAUUCUCCGGCGCCGCUUUGUCGACCACGAGUGAAAUGGAUGAAGGCACCAGUGAGUUGUCGUCGAUGCAGGAUGACUUUUCUGAUUUCAGUGACGAGGACUCUGCGGGCGAAGACGGGGUCCGGAGUCCGGAUUCCCAGGCUGAGCACGACGCUAAGCAUCGGGCUCUUGACGAAAAACGAUUUAUGCUUGACCUCUCCCGCCACCAGGAGCUCCUGGUUGAUAGCCAAAAGAUGAACCAAAGUCUCAAGCGAUGCCUAGGGUGGACUGAAGAGCUCAUCAGAGAAGGGCAACGGGCGCUGGAGUAUAACGUCCAUGUGCAAGAUGUCGAGCUCGGUGGCCGCGUGCUCUCCCCCGAAGAAGUGGGUGAAAUCGGGGAAAGUGGCCGCGCACUACUGAGUCCCUCCACCGAGUUCGACAACAUAUUCUUCUCAUCAUCGGGUUGGCCUGUCGACGAUCCCCUCGACCCAUCCACGUUCCCUCUACCUUCCUCCCCCGGUGGGACGGACUAA